Messenger RNA from Diaporthe amygdali, 2190 nucleotides. RefSeq names its product prolyl oligopeptidase. NCBI's taxonomy places the organism in Eukaryota, Fungi, Ascomycota, Sordariomycetes, Diaporthales, Diaporthaceae. The record is from RefSeq and is a predicted model, not a curated record. Gene Ontology annotation, molecular function: serine-type endopeptidase activity. Gene Ontology annotation, biological process: proteolysis. The transcript is spliced from 5 exons. The coding region runs from base 1 to 2190 and encodes 729 amino acids.
AUGAUGACCAUCCGCGCCAAGUUGACCCCGGAGGUGCUGCUCUCGGCCCCCCGUAGAUCCGCGGGCAGCCCCAAUAGCUCUGGCAAGCUGGUCCUGUAUACUGUGUCUACGUACUCGUUCCAAGAGCAUAAGAAGACCAAUUCAAUCCAGGUCCUUGACCUCAAGUCUGGCCACGCCACGACUCUGUACACCGACUCGAGCUACAGCGAACCUACGUGGGUAGGGGAGACUGAGUUCGUCCUGAUCAAGAGCGGCGAGAAGGGCACGUCGAGUCUCGUGCUCGCCGACGUGAAUAGUCCAGGCGCAUCACCAAAAGAGAUCAGCAAGUUUAGCGGGAGCAUUUCAAACCUGAAGGUGAGCAAGCAGAGCGAUGACACCUUCGCAGUGGCAUGCUCCGCAUUGGUAGACCCCUCCGGAGCAAUCCACAACCCGGAGAAUGAGAAGAAACCACACUCCAGCGCCAAGGUAUAUACCAGCCUCUUUGUCCGGCACUGGGACUCCUGGGUGAGCGAGAAUCGCAAUGCCAUAUUCUACGGCUCGCUCAAGAAGACCUCGGGCGCCUUCGCCCUCGAGUCCCCCGGCCUGACCAACGUCCUCGCCGGCACGCGGCUCCAGAGUCCCGUGCCACCCUUCGGUGGCACGGCCGACUUCGACAUCAGCUCCUCGGGGAUAGUGUUUGUGGCGCGCGACCCGGACCUUAACCCAGCCACGCACACCAAGAGCGACCUGUACUAUGUACCCCUGUCCAGCUUCACGCAGUCCAAGCCUCCGGCUCCGCAGCUCAUCAAGACAGGCAAGCUGCGCGGUUACAGCGGCGCGCCCGCGUUCAGCCACGAUGGCAAGUCAGUCGCCUUCACACGCAUGCGCGACAUCCAGUACGAGAGCGACAAGACGCGGCUGCUGCUCGUGCCGGACGUCAAGGACCUGUCCAAUGUGCAGGAGUUCUACGAGACGGCCGACGGGGAGGGCGGCUGGGACCGGAGGCCCGACAGCAUCCUGUGGAGUUCCGACGACAAGGAACUCUACGUCGUGGCAGAGGACCUGGGCCGGUCGAAGCUGUUCCGGUUGGCUGCCAGCCCGCUGCUGGCGAAGGGGCUGCCCGAGGUCAUCUCGGACGUCGAGGGCAGCAUCGGCGACGUCAGGGCGUACCCCGGCGGCAAGGUGUUCGCCAGCGGCUCCAGCCUCACGGACAACUCGCUGUACACCGUGAUAGACCCCUCGUCCAAGAGCACCAGCCUCGUCUCGUCAAACACCAAGCAGGGCCGGGCGUUCGGCUUGUCGCGGGCGCAGGUCGACGAGAUCUGGUUCCCGGGCGCGGGCGACUACGACGUGCACGCGUGGGUGGUCAAGCCGUCCGACUUCGACCCGGCGAAGAAGUACCCGCUGGCGCUCCUCAUCCAUGGCGGCCCGCAGGGGAUGUGGGCCGACAGCUGGUCGACGCGGUGGAACCCGGCCGUGUUCGCGGAGCAGGGCUACGUGUGCGUCAUGCCGAACCCGACGGGGUCGACGGGCUACGGCAUGGCGCUCGAGAACGGCAUCCGCAACGAGUGGGGCGGCCGGCCGUACCAGGACCUGGUCCGCUGCUUCGACUACGUGGCCGACAAGCUGAGUGGCUAUGUUGAUGUUGAUAACGCUGUGGCCGCUGGGGCGAGCUACGGUGGCUACAUGAUCAACUGGAUCCAGGGCCAGCCGCUGGGCCGCAAGUUCAAGGCGCUCGCGUGCCACGACGGCGUCUUCAGCACCCUCAACCAGUACGCGAGCGAGGAGCUCUUCUUCCCCAUACACGACUUUGGGGGCGAGCUGUGGAAGAACAGGGAGGGGUACGAGAAGUGGGAUCCUGCGAAGUACGUGGACCAGUGGGCGACGCCGCAGUUGAUCAUCCACAGCGAGCUCGACUACAGAUUGCCAAUAACCGAGGGAUUGGCGGCGUUUAAUGUGCUGCAGUCUCGGAACGUGCCCAGUAAGCUUCUCGUCUUUCCAGAUGAGAACCAUAGAGCAAUACAGAAGGCCUAUAGCAAGCCACAUGACACCAUGUUCUCAGCUCCUGCAAUUCCUGCUAACAUGCUUCCCUCGAUUGAAACCCUUCCAGACCCAACAACGCCAAACGUCAGCAACCUGAAACCUCUUGACCUAGACUCCAAGGAGCCAGAUCCUCGUGCGCUUCGGACCUCCAUGUGGGAAGACUUUUGA